Colletotrichum costaricense is the source of this 204-nucleotide messenger RNA. RefSeq lists its product as uncharacterized. The transcript has a single exon. The record is from RefSeq and is a predicted model, not a curated record. The coding region runs from base 1 to 204 and encodes 67 amino acids. Lineage: Eukaryota; Fungi; Ascomycota; Sordariomycetes; Glomerellales; Glomerellaceae.
AUGGUUCGCCGACGACGACAACGAUGGGGUGGUGAGACGAACCGGAAGCGUCCUGCCCAGAGCGGUCCGAUAUCAUCUGCAGCAAGCGCUCAAAUCUGCAAGGGACACCAGAAGCGGCCUAGCAAUCCCGCUCCAGGGAAUAUAAAGCUUGCCAGCCAGCAACGCAAGUACGGAGUACACACGCCAGACCGAAUGAACCAGUAG